Molecule: messenger RNA, 2159 nt
Organism: Agrilus planipennis (emerald ash borer)
Lineage: Eukaryota; Metazoa; Arthropoda; Insecta; Coleoptera; Buprestidae
Gene: Culd
Exons: 12
Coding region: 40-2061 (673 amino acids)
Cellular component (GO): plasma membrane
Molecular function (GO): protein binding
Source: RefSeq, a predicted model, not a curated record
UUAUUAAUAAUAAUAAAUGAAGUGAAUAGUAAGUCGUCCAUGUACCAUGAAAUUUGUGGGGAAUUCACGGGGCGAAGGAUGUACUUAGAAUUGGGGGAAGAAGGGGUGCUUACAGCAAGAAAUGAGAGUAAUUUAAGGGAAUAUCAUUAUAAACAUCAACUUCAUAACAUAUCUACUCACAGCCAGUGCAGUUUAGAAUUAAUAACGUGCCCAAGCUGCAUUAUAUCCUUGAAGUUUACGUUUUUAAAUAUUUCACGAAAUUGCGACAAGAACACAGUACUAGAUUCGUGCGGGUGCGACUACGUUUGGAUAUAUGAGCCCCCAUUCGAUGAAGCAUCCGGGGAACAAUUUUGCGGUCAUUUCUUAAAAAACAAUAGCACCUCGUUAUCUUACACAAGCCAAACGAGAAGUGUGGCAAUUUCUUUUUUAUUCAGCACCAACUAUGAUCACGCAUUUACAAUUACGUUUUCAUCGGAAAGAAAUCGUCAAGUUUUUAAUGGUUUUCCGAAAUACGGAAAUGUUAAUAAUGAAACUCAACUUUUAACAUCUCCCUUCUUCCCUUAUUCAUACCCGAGGGAUUUGAGUAUUGAAUACAUUGUUAAAUGCCAUUCUGCAGAAAAUUGUCGAAUACGAUUGAUAUUUUCGGACUUUUACCUUUCUAGAACAUCUAUUAUAGAGUUUUUUGACUGGAAUGGUCAAAGAAUGGAAGUCGCCACAGGGACGGCAUUUAGACCGACAGUUAUAAUUUCGUCAGGGCCCACUUUGGUGAUAAGAUUCUACGCAAAUGGCGGUACCAGUAUGGGGUUUAAAGCUUCGUAUAUGUUUUUAUUAGGGGACGCUUAUAAUGACGUAACCUUACGACCAAACACCGACUGUGGCGGAUAUGUUAGUAAUUUAGGGGGCGCAAUUACCAUGAUGGAUAUGGUAAAAGAAGGUACAAAACCGUUCGAUUGUUACUGGGUAAUACAACCACCGCGAGGAUAUAUGCAUUUGCAAACGCAUUUGUACCUCAAAGUGGUCGAAUUUUCCGAUUUUGGCGGUAACACACAACUGACUGUUCGACAAGGUGUAACAUCGAACGAACCGGCGUUGGAAACUCUACGUCAUCCCAUGUCUUACUUUUUCUUGUCAAAAAAGAAAGAACACGUUGUGUCUCUCUCACAAGGAUUUUACGUAAGUUUAAAGGGACUCUUUCGACCCGAAUCCCGACUUUCAAUUGUCUACACUGCAUUCAGUUACAAAGAGUGCAUUCCUGGUUCUGAUUUCUUUUGUCAAAAUCAUCGAUGCAUUCCCUUGUUUCUUCGUUGUGAUGGUUUCAAUCAUUGCGGUGACGAAAGUGAUGAACCUCUGGCUUGUUUUCAAGAGUCUAAAGACCAUCACUGGGUUCAUACCCCCAAUUUCUUUUUUCCCAAAAUCGAUCGUUAUGCGGACUUACAGACAGCAACAGUCGCAUUUAUAAUUUGCAGCAUGGGUUUAGUAGCUCUAAUAUUCGCAAUGAUUAUUUUGAUUUAUCGUAUAAACGCAAGGGCAAGACAACAAAGGCAGCUUCAAGACCAUCUUCAAACCAUUAGUAGCCUUUUAGAAGAUGGUGUUGCUGGUCAAGAAGAUUUGAUAACAGAUGAACCACCAAAUUAUGAGGCUCCACCAGAAUACGAAGAAGUGAUAAGGACCCCAGCAAAGGGCAACGAGUACAGACGAACCGUCAGGAAAAGUUCAACCGAUUCCCGAAGCCGUUCAAAUUCAAGAAAGCGAAGUUGUUCCCGUUGCUCCCGGAAGACCGGCGACGAUUUUCAAGAGUCCUCCUCGGGCAGUAGAAGGACAUCGCUGGGACCAUUUCUAGACAAUGGUCUUACAGAAAAUGAAAACAAAAUAAAUGCGGGGGCUACUAGUUCAGCAUCCAUUCCAAAUUCACCUCCACCCUCUUAUUCCCAUAUUACCUACAAUUCCAUGACACCCCUAAUUCGGAUUCAAGAAACUUCUUCUAUCAGUUCAGCGGAAAAUGUAUCGGAAGGAACCGAAGAAAAUCCGUUGAUAUUAACCCCACGAGAGUUAAUACAAUAAUAAAAAAAUAAGACAAAAAUCAUAAAUUUGUUAAUGUGUAAAUUCUGUAUAAAAAUAGUGCUAAUUAUUUGUCAAUAUAAAAUCAAAAUUGACUUUUA